CUAGAGCGUCGCUGCAGGAGCCGCGUGUGACCUUCCCACGCGGAGCGAUGCUGCCGGCGGCCGCUCGCCCCCUGUGGGGGUCGCGUCUGGGACUGCGCCUCGCCAGGCAGCCGGUGCCCCGCGUGUGCGCCGCGCGCCCCCUGAGCUGCAGCAGCCGUCGCCGCGGCGAGGCCCUGGCCGGGGCGCCCCUGGACAACGCCCCCAAGGAGUACCCCGCCAAGGUGCAGCAGCUGGUGCGGGACAUCGCCGGCCUCACGCUGCUCGAGCUCUCGGACCUCAACGAGCUCCUGAAGAAAACGCUGAAGAUCCAGGACGUGGGUGCCGUGCUGCCCAGCGCUGGGGUGGCUGCAGGUGCCAGCUGCACUGCCCCUUCCCAGGAGUCUGAAGAAGACGUGCCCAAGCAGAAGGAGCGCACGCAUUUCACCGUGCGCCUCACGGAGGCCAAGCCCGUGGACAAGGUGAAGCUCAUCAAGGAGAUCAAGAACUACAUCCAGGGCAUCAACCUCGUGCAGGCCAAGAAGCUGGUGGAGUCUUUGCCUCAGGAAAUCAAAGCCAACGUGGUGAAGGCCGAGGCGGAGAAGAUCAAGGCGGCCCUGGAAGCCGUGGGCGGCACCGUGGUCCUGGAGUAGCCACGAGGACUGAGGACUCGCAGGCCGGCCCCUGCCACCCCAGCGCCAGGGACUUGGGGAGCGGGGGUCCAGCACAACGUGGCCAGCCACGGGCAGACAGGCCCACCUGCUGUGCUGGGAGGGGGCGGCAGCCGAUGGCCUGGUGGACACUCCUGCUGCUCUGAGACAAAUACACUGUGGCGGCUCCUUCGAUGCGGGCUCUGCGUGCGUGCAUGGGGGGGUGCCCCAGGGGAGGCCUUGAGGUGCACUGGGUGCUCUGGGUGCCCAAGGGGUCGGGGGACAGUGGGCCCCACAGCAGGCCUUCAGGGGCCCUGCCUUCUGGCUUCGGUCUCUUGCAAAACCAGCCAGUGCCUGGGGGUGUGGCCCAGCCCGGCUGCCGCGGCUUAACGACUGUCCAGCAGCAGGUCCUGGGCGCACUGCCCCCUGCCACCCCGGGGAGACUGUGGCCACCCCGGAGCCAAGGACUUGCCACUGGGAGAGGGGGCUGCCUUGCCCCGUGAGGGUCCCCAGGCCCUUCCCUGUGGCCUGUGGGUACCGGCCGAACCCUGGCGUGCAAGACCACACCUGCCUGCAUGGAAGUGGGUGUGGGCACCCUGCAGGAGCCAGGGCUCUCUGCUUGGUGGCCCCCAGGAAACGGUCAGGGCCUUGACUGGGCAGGCUGGUCUCCGGCCAGGCCCCUCCCGAGGCACAGGGUGCAGGAGCCACACACUGGGAAUCCUGGCUGUGCAGGCAGGUGGGGCUGGCGGUCUGCUCUGUCUUUUCUCAGCUCUUCAAAUAAAACUUCAAAGCAAAUG
Messenger RNA from Ochotona curzoniae (black-lipped pika), 1423 nucleotides. RefSeq names its product mitochondrial ribosomal protein L12 (gene MRPL12). Gene Ontology annotation, molecular function: structural constituent of ribosome. Lineage: Eukaryota; Metazoa; Chordata; Mammalia; Lagomorpha; Ochotonidae. The record is from RefSeq and is a predicted model, not a curated record. Bases 48 to 629 code for a protein of 193 amino acids. Gene Ontology annotation, biological process: translation; mitochondrial transcription. The transcript has 5 exons. Gene Ontology annotation, cellular component: ribosome; mitochondrial large ribosomal subunit.